CCUCCGCUGGGGAGAAUGGAACUUCGGGAGACAGUUUGGGGGUUCCUGCCUGUGAACAGCUGGGGCAGGUGCUGGCUUCCCGUGGAGGGAAGUGACCCUUUCCACCUAGUCCCUCAGGUAGCCCCAGGUCUCCUUGGUGCCCAGACCUGGGCUCAGGUGUGCUGGGCAGGUGAAACACCAGCCUGCCUUGGGGAGAUGCACCCCAGUCCCAGGCAGGGGUCCCUGCAGGGCUGGGGCAGGUGUGCAGGUACAGCGUGGGCCCCACUCCCACAGAGGGAGCUGGGGACAAGUGAGGAAGGUGGGCCAGCACCUGGUGUGGAGGGAGGGCUCACACGCACUUUCCCUCCUCCUCGCUGGUGGAGGGGCUCCCUGGGCAUUCAGCCUGGCAGGUGGGCAGUCUGCACAGGAGCCGGUCACCGGGACGCAGGGCAGGGCUUCUCUGUCGAGCUGGUGCCCUUCGUUCAGCAGUCCGGCUGAACGCCGCCACGGCCGCCCCUGCGCCCUGCUCCUCCGACGAGCGCACCUUCAUCUGUCCACGGUCACAUCGCCACGCUCCACGGACAAGGUCGCUCCUGAGCAUCUGUGCCUCGGACAGCACCGCGUGCCGGGACAGCAGCGGGGCCUUGCCGCCAGCUCCCUCCCUGCCCCGGUGCCGGCGGGCGUCAGCCGCCCUGGGAGCUGCGAUGCAGGAGGAGGCUGAGUCACAGCGGAGGGCUCGCCCGCAUUGUCUGCCGCUCCUACCACCGGAGUGUCCUUCCCUGCACAGAAAGAGACUGUGCAAGUGUGUGGGCGUGUGCACAUACAGAAAUCUGCCAGUGACCUGCUUUGGAAACAAAGUCUCUGCAGACGCAGCCAGCGUGAGAGGGCCCGUCGGGGCCACGCUGGACUCUGCGUCUUCCUGGGGAAAGGUGCAGGCCCAGGCCACUGGCGGGUGGAGGCGAAGCUGGAACGACACGUCUGGAAGCACUGCCGGUCGGUCACCAUCCGGCUGCAGAGAGGCUGGGGACAUGUGCCCCUUGGGUGCCAAGAGGGAACUGGCCCCUGGCGCCGUCCCUAGAGACAGCACAUGCCCGGAGCGUGGAGCCCCCCACUCGCUGUCUGUGGUCGGGCUGCCCUCGGAGACUAAUGUGGACAGCGGGUCAGGUGUGCCUCGGGCGGUUGCCUGCCCAGUCGGGGCCCCUGCAGCCUCAUCCUCCCCGCCGGUCACUGACUGGGGGCCAGCCCAAGCCGCCUCAUGGCUUCCUGACCACGGCCAGUCACGGAGGCCGGUUAGCCUUCCUCCACUCUGGCCACACACAGAGGGGCCCGGUGCCCCUGUCCCGCAGCCUGGGGACCGCAUGGCUGAGGCAGAGCCGGGACGGCAGCGGGCAGAGCAGGAUGAUUUGCAGGGAUGGAGUGGGACCUGCCCUCCUCCAUCAGCCCCCGAGCUGCCUCCCUGCAUCCAGUUCAGUUGCCGUCGGCAGCAGGCCUCUCCAAAGAAACAGAGCCAUUGGUGCAGAGAAGAAAGGAGGCCUGAAGGAACCGCUGAGGAGGCUCUGGGGCACACAGGUCCCUCCAGGAGCCGCCUGUCAGCUGGAGUCUUGGGGAGCUGGUGCCAGACAGGGGCUCCCAGCUCAGCUGUGCAUCCUCCACCCGCCCUGUUUGAGCGCUUGCGUUGGGUGAGGCUGUCUGCUGCCCGACCCCGCUGCCAACCUCAUCUGAGAAGACCCUCACCGACCCACCCAGAAUAAUGUUUAGCCAACACACAGGCACCCCGGGACCCAGCUGGGUUGAUACAAAAAUAAACAUUGUGGUUCUUAAAGGUCAGCAAUUCGACCCCACAGAGCAGCUCUGAGCUCUGGGCUCCUCCGAGUCAAACUCAGCCGGUGACAGGGAGGCGCUUGUGCUCUGGUACUGGACACGGCCUGCCAGGGGCAGCUGUGCAGGUUGUGCCCCGCAGGGCGCCGUGGCUGGGGCCGAGCUGGCCCUGGUCUUAGCUGUGCAUUCUCAGCCCUUCUGCUCACGGUCCCAGAGGAGGCCCCUGGCUCCAGCUGGCCUGGGAGGCCACCCUGAGGCCGCCCCCAGCACCACACCCCCGGCAGGUGAACACAUCCCACAGCCUCAUGGGCACAGCGGCAGGGCGCUGGCUUGGAGGCAGGCUUGCUGAGUGGGCACCGGCAACUGGGCACUCACCGCCAAGGCCGGGCCCUGCUCCGGGCAGCUGGGCAGUGGAAGAGACCAGCUCUCAAGGCCCUAAACAGUGACCAAAUGUGUCACCUCACACAGCCCAUGUGGGGAGGUGGGAGGGGGGACCAGUGGUGGCCUGUGGUCCCUGUGGCUCUGGGGGUCCCCUGCUGGUGGCUGUCAGGGCUGCAGGCGCCCAGAGCCACCAGCAGAUCCCAGGGGCUGCCUGGCUUAGCCCAGGGCCCAGGUAGUCAGAGCCCAGCAGCGUCCAGCUCGGAGCAGAGAGGGACCCCCCCAGGGCCAGGGCCCCAGGGAGAAGCUGGCGGUAGAGCCUGCAUCACACGGACUCGCAGCCGCAAAGCCGGAGGCAGCUCCCCACUGGCCCUUGACGGAAACGUCUGCUGCCCCUCGUGGGGCUGCAGCAGAGCUCACCUCAAGCGACCCGGACGGGAGGGGGUCUGAGUGACACCGGGUCCUGUUAGCACCUGGCGGUGCCUGCUGAAGCCACGGAGGCUCGGUUCCCCUGCUCGGCCUGCUCGCAACCAGGCAGGGAGGCCGCUUGUCCCGAGUCCCCAGCACGGGAAGUGGGAGUGAGAGACAGACCAAACUCAACAGAAACAAGAUAACAGGGGCAGAGGGGCCGGAGCCCCCCAGGGCUGAUCGCAGAAUGCAGGACCAGAAGGGUCAUGUGAAAGUCUCCGGACUGAAUACUCUGGCUCCAGGGAUCGGUCCACUCGGAAGGGACUGCAGCCAGACGUGAAGUGGCUUCAGCACCUGCAGUCGGGACAGAACAGGACCCCGGCGGCCUUGGCUAGCAGACACGGGCAGGUGGGAGGGAGGGAGACCGUCGCUGCCCCAGGGGGCCGGCCCCCAGGCUGGGGCCCUGGGACGGAGAGGACACACGGGGCUCUCUUGCCGCCGUGAGACGUGCGUGAGGAGCAGCGUGGUCGUCAUCGCCGGGGAGCGGGGUCACACCUGUCCUCCAGUUUGUCCGCGUGGUCGCCCCCGCACAGCCUCUCUGUGUCUCACUGGACCUGUCCUCCCUAUGUGACCGAGCGCCCACCAUCUGUCCCCAUCCACCCACCAGCCCCUACUCGUCCCCCUCUGUCCUCCCGGCUCCCGUCUGCAGGUUCCACUCGCCCUUCCAGCACCUGCCACCACACAGCACCUUAAAAACUUGAGGGGGCACAUAUAUAAAAAGUGAAUUUUUCUUUUAUGAAUUCAAGUUCACACCAAGGGAUUUAAUUUACUUAUUGUUAUUUUAAGCCACUAAGCAAUGUUUAUAGCAUUAAGUGAUUACAUAAGAAAAGAAAUGUCUCAAAUAGAACCAGAGAGACAGCAAACUAAGGCCCAAGUAAGCGGAGAAAAGGGGACAAUAAAGAGCAGAAAUCAAUGAAAUGGAAAACAGAAAAUAAAGAAAAUGACAAAACCAAAAACUGCUUUUUUAAUUAUCAAAAAUAUUGAUAAACCUAUAGCCAAAUUUAUCAAGAAAAAGCACACAGAUCACCAAUACCAGAAAUGAAAGAGGGCAUUUCAUACCGAUCCUAGAGACAUAAAAGGAAUGAAAAAGUUUUUAAAAAAUCAUUUCAGCUUUAUUAAGGAACACUUUUCACACCAUGAGAGGAGCGACCUGUGGGGCAUGACGUGGCCGGGUCUAUGCCAGCAAAUCUAGAGAGCGCGGGGACAGUCUCCUCAAAGGACACCGCUGCCGCUCACUCCAGGAAAAAAAUAACACAGACGGCCCUAAAUGUGUUUAAACAUUAAAGUCUCAUCAUCUCCCCAGAAAGAACACCUCCACCCUGGGCGGGCCGGCAGGUGAGCUCCGCCAGGUUCCUGAGCAGGCAACACGGCCGGCUGCGUGGCCUCUUACAGCAGGCGGAGAAGGGGGCCGCCCCGCUCAUUUUACACCAUCAGCCCCCAAACCCACUAAAACAAGGCAGAAACGUCGCGCGGAGAAAACUGAAAGCGAGGCCCCUCAGGGUCACGGACACAGGGCAGAGCGCGUGGUCCUCCUGCCCCCUCAGCUGCAAGAGCGGCUUUGUCUUUCCCUCCUGCAGGUGCCCCCGGCUGGUCCGUGCCCCCCCCCGCGUCUGUGCCACCCAGGGGGGCAGGUCUUCCUGUGUUGCCACAGGCAGGUGGGGGUGCUGUUCCCCAGGAAGCCACUGUGGGAUGACCGCAGGGGAGUGACCUGCCCCGCCCAGUGGACCGGCCUCCACGUGUCUGUGUGGGCAGAGCCGGACCCCACUCCCAGGCCCUGGGGACACAGCGUGGGCCUUGGUCACAGGCAGCGGAGUCAGCCACCACAUGGAUGACUGAGAAAGAAAAGCCGU
This is a messenger RNA of Artibeus jamaicensis (Jamaican fruit-eating bat), 4493 nucleotides long. RefSeq names its product translation initiation factor IF-2-like. The transcript has 2 exons. The record is from RefSeq and is a predicted model, not a curated record. The coding region runs from base 684 to 1730 and encodes 348 amino acids. Lineage: Eukaryota; Metazoa; Chordata; Mammalia; Chiroptera; Phyllostomidae.